Molecule: messenger RNA, 1456 nt
Organism: Salvelinus fontinalis (brook trout)
Lineage: Eukaryota; Metazoa; Chordata; Actinopteri; Salmoniformes; Salmonidae
Product: tripartite motif-containing protein 44-like
Exons: 2
Coding region: 14-445 (143 amino acids)
Source: RefSeq, a predicted model, not a curated record
GGAGUUAGAAAUUAUGGGAGGGAUCGAGACGUGGAAAGAGAAGGCAGGAGAAGAGAGUGGAGGGAGAGUGAAGAGGAGGGAGAGGAGGGAGAGAAGAGUGGAGGGAGAGGAAGAGGAACAGGGAGAGGAGGAAGAGGAAGAAGCAGAGGGAGAGGAGGAGGAACAAGGAGAGGAGGAAGCAGAGGGAGAGGAAGAAGCAGAGGGAGAAGAGGAAGCAGAUGGAGAGGAAGAAGUUACCGCUCUGUCUCUGGCUCCUGUCUCCUGUUCCACAUCUCACCACCCAACUACCUUGCUCUGGAUUUUACUCACCACCACUACCUUGGAUUUCCCUCAGGUCCUGUUAACCCUGUUCUACUCAGCCAACUUCAACCUCAGUCUCCACUUCUGUUUUUUCUGCAACUCAUCCAAGCUUCCCCGGAUCUGCACUCCAUAUCUCUCUGUGUAACAAAUAUUUUGGUUCAUUCAUCCCUGUUUCCUCAUCUGAGUCUGCUCUUGGGUUCCCCUGUGUCACUCCGCUUAACACCGAGUGUUCCAUAGUUCUCUACUUUACCUGCUAAGCUACCAGUCUGACAAAACUACAUGUACAAAAUCCUAUAUUUGUAAGUAUGGUGUCUAGUUGAGGUCAGUGUUUGAAAGCAGCUUGGAAUCAAAGGAAGCACCGGGACCACGCCGAAAUCAGUGGGAUCUCGCAUUUUGCAACGCACGAUUUGAAAAAGCAUGUGAACAAACAAAGCUUUGUUUUAAGCCUUUUUGAAACCUUAACCCUGAAUUUACCCAAUAGAAUUCAUGCCUAAACUUAAGUUUCAGUUAUACCUUUUUUGUUUGACUGACAGCUAAGAUAUGGCUCCACAUGGCGUAAUUGAAAUGUUAAGCCGUGGCGUAAUUCUGUAGCUGCAGUUACGCCACGGGUUGGUGUUUAAUUUGUUGAUUGGGUUUGGGUAUUUGGUAGCGUUUAUGAUACCGUUGACCUUAACAGGGGCCCAUGAAAAGUGGAAGCAUAACAGCCCCCUAACAUCAAAGAUCCACCACAGUAUUUUACAGUAGAUGUGAGGUUAUUUUCUCCAUGCAUCCUUCUUUCAACGCCAAACCCACCGCUGGUUUGCGUGGCCGACGAGCUCUAUUUUAGUUUAAUCUGACCAUAGCAUCCGGUUCAAAUCCAAGGGCUUCCAGGUGUUUACUUUUGUUGGUUUCUCUCAAAGGCUUUUUUUCUGGCAAACCUUCCAAAGUAUAAUUGUAGAUUUAGAGAAUUUUGUUCAUAAAAUCAAUUGUCCAAAAUGGAAAAAAUUGUAUCUCACAGAAUAAAGGUUACUGUAACAUAGUGCUGAGUGAUUCGUGCUUUUUUAUAUAUAUUUAAAAAUCAUGGUUUUCAUAUUUGGUGUUCUGUUUUUUUCUGUUGACAUUAAAUGCGUUAUGCAUUAUGUGGGUUGAAUGCUGUAACACAGAAUAAAACUAUUAA